UUUAUGGUUUAUCGUUUGAGUGCGAAAAUGGCUGGAUCGUUCGGCAACGAUAUUUGGAAAAACUGGGAUAAAAACGGAAAGCAGGAAUUUAUCAAAACUUGUAUUCCACUGCUUAAAGAUGAAACGAGGAAUCCAGUACUUGACAAAAGUGGAAAACCAACCAAUAUUAUUAAAUAUGUUAAUGAAUUAGUUGAUAAAGGAAUCAAAGGUGUCAUUAAAAAAGAAUCAGUAGUAUCUACAUUGCAGGAAUUAGUGACUCUUCAUCCUGAUAUUCCCUCAAUUAUAUUGGAUGUGUUGAAUUUAGAAGAUGCUAACACCUCACUAAUUGACAGUGAAGAUUCUAAAGAUAGGAGUAAUUUUUGUGCAAUUGUUAAAGAAUGUGAAAAGUUCUUAUCUGACAAGCUAUUAAAAGAGCGCUUAGAGAUAGAUACUUUACAGGAGGUGGGAGUUUUGAAAAAUAACUCAUUUUACUCAAAGUUCAUUAAGGUCAAGACAAAAUUAUAUUAUAAACAACGCAAGUUUAAUCUGUUCAGAGAAGAAUGUGAAGGUUUUGCUAAACUGGUAACAGAAUUGGCAAAUGGGAAUUCCGAGAGUACUUCUCCGGAAGAAUUGAUUAGCAUAGUGCAGUCAUUGAUUGGUUGUUUCAAUUUGGAUCCAAAUAGAGUACUGGAUGUGAUAUUGGAAAGCUUUGAAAAUAAACCAAACGAAGCUAGGAUAUUUGUUCCGUUAAUCAAUUAUUACAUGAAUGAUCCUAGAAUUAUUAGCGAAGUUCUGUCAACAAAAUUUGCUUUCUUAAAAAACAACGAACAGAGUAUACCUCAAUCUCUUUAUGUUUUGACAGCUCAACUACUCCAGCAUGGAAUAAUUAAACUCGAAGACAUUUAUUAUUGGUUAUAUCCUGAAGACAAAGUUCUGGUGAAGGAGUGCGAAAAGGAUAUGAAAGUUGCCAGAGAGUAUGUUCGAAAACUUCAAGUAAUAAGCCUCAAUAAUAAAGAAAAAGAGGGAUCACCCGAAGAGCCUGAUACUGAUAAUGACAAAUAUGUAGGUAAUCAGAAACUCGGGUUAUGCGAGGCACUGUUGAUGGUUGGAGAUUGGGAGAGUGCCAAGAUCUUGAUAAAAAGUUUGCCGGAUCGCUAUGCUGUUGGUUAUGAACCAAUAGCAAUUUCUUUAUGCGGGCUGAUCCAUCAUAUAAUCGAACCGGUUUAUAGAGAGUAUGGGGUCUUGAGCUCAAAAAUACCGAGGAAACCCACUCCACCCCACGAUGGCAUGAUGGUUCCCAAGCAGGCCGAAACACCCUUAGACCUUCGACAGACAGCUAUUCCGAUGCUCCUCAUGCUGGGUUCUUCACUGCGUUACGACCCUGUGUUGCUUUGCAAGAUAGUCAGAAUGGCCAAAGCCAUUCUAGCUUCGUAUGGAAUCGAUAAUGCCAAGUCUCCUCCACCUAAUUGCGAUUCUUUGUAUAACGACAUUCUAUCUUUGGUAGACGAGACCAUUCUGCCUGCUCUCUCCUACUUGGAUUGUAACUGUUGUAUAGCCGAGGAGAUUUGGACUCUUCUCAAACUGUACCCAUAUCAGAUUCGGUACUGUUUGUACUCGAGGUGGAAAAACGAGACCUACAAUUUGUACCCGGAGCUGUUGAGGAAGCGGGCUGACUCGGAGAAGCAGAUCAAGAACAUCAUGAAACGAGUCAGCAAAGAAAAUGUGAAACCUGUUGGUAGACUGAUAGGAAAACUGACACACUGUUCUCCAGGAUUCCUCUUCGAUUAUGUUCUCCUCCAGAUCCAAGUCUACAACAAUCUGAUAAAUCCUGUUGUCGAUUCCCUCAAGUACUUGACUAACCUCUCGUAUGACGUUUUGGGAUUUUGCUUGAUCGAAUCACUUGCGAAUGCCGAAAAAAAGCGUGUGAAGCACGACAGUACUUCCAUUUCGACUUGGCUGCAGAGUCUAUCAAGCUUUUGUGGAGCAGUCUACAAAAAGUAUACCAUCGAGUUGACAGGACUGUUGCAAUUCGUUGCAAACCAGCUCAAAGCACAAAAGAGCUUGGAUUUGUUGAUCUUGAAGGAAGUAGUGCAGAAAAUGGCCGGCGUGGAUGCUGCUGAAGAUCUUACUAUGGAUCAGCUAAAUGCUCUUGCUGGUGGAGAGCUGCUCAAAUCUGAGGCUGGCUACUUCAGUCAAGUUCGAAAUACCAAAAAAUCCUCUCUAAGGCUGAAGGAAGCGAUGGCAGAAAACGACCUGGCCGUCGCCUUGUGCUUGUUGAUGGCACAACAAAACUAUUGUGUCGUUUACAAAGAAACACAAAAGAGUCAUUUGAAACUGGUCGGCAAGCUUUCGGAUCAAUGCCAAGAUACUUUGGUACAAUUCGGGACAUUCUUAGGUUCCACUUUAUCCGUGGAGGAGUACAUCAACAAACUUCCCUCGAUACAAAGUAUGCUGAUCGAUUAUCACAUUCCCUUAGAGGUGGCGUUUUUCCUGGCCAGGCCCAUGUUCAAUCACGCAAUUAAUCAAAGGUAUGAUCAAAUACGCAAAUCGGACCCAAAUUACAAAAAAAUGUCUUCUUCACUGAAGAAUCAAAAAUACGUGGAAGCAAUAAAUGAAAUAAUGGAACCAGUGCAUACUUCUCUGAUUCCUCUACAUCCUCACCGUGUAUGGGAAGAUAUUUCUCCGCAAUUUCUAUCUACUUUCUGGUCGUUGACCAUGUAUGAUUUGUAUGUGCCAGAAGAUGUAUAUCUGCAAGUCAUUAAUAAAGUUAAAACUCAGUCUCUGCUCAACUUGGAGAGUGGCAUUAAAGGGAAGAAAGAGCAGGAACGUUAUCAGACUUUAUUUGAGAAGCUGCAAGACGAGAAGAAGAAGCAGAGUGAGCAUGUUGAUAAGAUUAUGUACAGGUUGAAGCAGGAGAAGGACAACUGGUUUGUAUCGAAGUCUGCGAAAGUAGCUAAGAAUGAAGCGAUCACCAGAUUCUUGCAGCUUUGCAUCUUCCCCAGGUGCACUUUUACGCAGAUUGAUGCUGUGUAUUGUGCCAAGUUUGUUCAUACCAUUCAUUUGCUCAAGACUCCCAAUUUCUCUACUCUUCUGUUUUAUGAUAGGGUAAAUGACACGUCAAAGGAAAAAGAGAAAGUUGAGAAAAGGACAGCACGUCAAGUACCUGAAGAUACCAGAACAACAACGAAAAACCAAGUACCUUCAGUUGAGACGAUAAUACCCAUUUCAAAGGAAAGAGUUGAAAAAUCACAUAAAGACGAACAACCUAAAGAAAAACACAGGACUGAAAAAAAGGAUGAUCCGGAGAAAGAAAGAGACAGAGAUAAGCGUAGGGAGAGGAGGGAGGAAAAAACCAGUAACAAGGAAGACCGACAAGAUAGGCACGAUAGGCAGUACAGUAGGUUGCAUGACGACAGAUAUGCCUUGACCAGCCCCAAGGAAGAUGCCAGACACUCGAGCGAAAAGCAAGUUGACAGAUAUUAUGACGAGAGGAGCAGUGGGGGCCACUAUUAUCGUGAGACGAGAGACGAGCGAGAGCUAGCCUCUGGUGGCAGCAUUAAUAUAGGGAGACUCAGCCAGGAACCCGAGCCAGAAAGAGAUAACAAAAGAAGAAAAAUCGACAAUUCUUCGAAGAAUUCCAAGCACGAAGAACGAAAAGUGCCGCCUCUCAUCGAUUUUCCAAUAGAAAAAGACAAGCGAGAAAGAGCUGUUAAGCCAAAAGAGAAACGCGAAAAGUUGACGGAAGAAGAAAAGGAACUGCGCAAAGAGAGGAAGCUGGGAAGGAAGAGGGAUAGAAUUGAUGAAGCGAUGCAGCAAGAAAUGAAAAGAAGGCGAGAGGAAGACAAAAAUCGUCGGGAGGAAGAAAAAGCCUUCAAAAUGAUGACGUCACCCAAUGGAGAAAUAAUUGAGCCCCCUAUUCAUCCUGGCCCUAGGGAUAAGCACCACCGAACGAGAGAAAUCUCACCAUAUCAGAGGGAUAGGUCGCAUGAAAAAUCCGAGCCACGAGAUAAGCACAGAAGGAGCUCGGAGAACAAAAGGAGAUAACCAUUACCAAUACAAAACUGAAUAUUUGUUGGCCGAAUGUUGAAAUGCAGGAGAAAACUGAUUUUACAUGUUUAAUUUUAUAUGUGAUCCCAAGAGUUAUAUGUAAUAAAACUGAAAAAAAGUGUU
This is a messenger RNA of Leptinotarsa decemlineata (Colorado potato beetle), 4149 nucleotides long. It is a transcript of the gene tho2, whose product is annotated as THO complex subunit 2-like protein. Gene Ontology annotation, biological process: mRNA processing; mRNA export from nucleus. Gene Ontology annotation, molecular function: mRNA binding. The record is from RefSeq and is a predicted model, not a curated record. Lineage: Eukaryota; Metazoa; Arthropoda; Insecta; Coleoptera; Chrysomelidae. Gene Ontology annotation, cellular component: THO complex part of transcription export complex.